Molecule: messenger RNA, 1764 nt
Organism: Penicillium concentricum
Lineage: Eukaryota; Fungi; Ascomycota; Eurotiomycetes; Eurotiales; Aspergillaceae
Exons: 1
Coding region: 1-1764 (587 amino acids)
Source: RefSeq, a predicted model, not a curated record
AUGGCGUCAAGGAAACAACCCAGAAAAAAUGAUGAUAUCCAUUUCGUCAAUGCCAGACCUGCCUCCGAGACCGAACGACUGAAAGCUCAGCGUCUGGUGCGUGCGCAUGUCGGGCGCUGGAUCUCAGAUCAAACAAAGGACCGAUCCGCAGGCGAAUCCUCCAAUACACGCGCCCGACCUGUCCGCAAUCCAGUUCCCCCCGUACCCGUCGCUAGUCCCGGUCCCUCUUAUACCAUUGCUUCACGCCCUUCAAGCUCCCUUCGGAACAGCCCCCGUGACUCCCGCUCCAACCAGGUUACUUUCCGCGACUCGCCAUUUCCGCCCUCCCAUGCUAGUGAUAGCAGCGACAGCAGCAGUGACGAUGCGAGUACUGUGACUGCCUUCUCCGCAGAGGCGCUCGCUGUCGCCCGAUACAACAAGCGCAACUCCCCUGAGAGGCUGGAACGUAACCUCUCCGGAAUAUUCGACCCAUUCGCCACAUACCCCGCGCCGGAGAACUUCGAACCAGCGAUGAUCAAUCUAUCAGAGCGCUAUCUCACAGCUGUUGUGUGGCCAGGACUGGCCCCGCGGCCACAGAAUGUCAAAACUGCGGCUAACAAGUGGUUCGAUCUGUCCAUGGCGGACCCGGCUUUGUUCACAGCGUUCAUGUUUGGUUCCCUAUGUCAUCUCCGUGUACAAUGGCAGAAUAACUGGGUGCCCGGUACGGUAUUCGGCCAGAGGGAACGCCGGGCGUUACAGCUAUGUGAAAUGGAAUCGAUUAAGCUGAUCAACCAGGCCGUUCGCGAUCCCGAUCGUGCGGUCAGCGAUGCUGUCCUCCUCAGCGUUAUCUGCAUGGCCCAUCAUCAGGCAGAGGAGAAAGUGUCACAGCGGCACCGGAAAACACCAUUUCAUCCGCCUUUCCCGCGGCUACAAUGGAUCGAUGUCUACGGGUGUCUGCCACCGAAUAUGAUCCAUAUCAAAGGAUUAUUGCAGUUGGUCAAACUGCGAGGUGGCUUGGCAAAGAUCCCCACAGAGGGUCUAGCCGCGACAAUUUCGUUUUCGGAUAUCAUGAGCUGUAGCGUCCUCUGUGUCCACCCGUGCUUUGAUUUCUGGCCCCUCGCCGAUUUCCGAUUAGGCAUGUCUAUCCAAAAAAUGCUCGGCUUCGGACCAUCAGACGUCGAGCAGGGAUUCGGCCGUCUACGGGAAACUGGCGUUACUCCCCAAAUGGCAGAAGCUUUCCAGGCGGUGCACACUUAUAUCGAGAUCAUCAAAGCGAGCCCGAAUUCCACACAUGAUGUCUCUUUACUCGCCGACCGGCGCAACCUAACCCAACAUACCCUCCUCUGUCUCUCUCCCGCCUCAGACCUCUUCUUCUCCCAUCCCACGCAUGCCGCCACCUAUGAAGCCUGCCGCCUAGCGGCACUAAUCUUCGGGGUCGGCGUCCUCUUCCCAAUCCCCGCACAGAAUACCCCACUCAAUAAUCUCGCGCGUCUUAUCUGGUCGCUCCUAAUUCAACCCUCCUCCUCCGAACUGUGGUCUUCGCCAUCCACUCGUCUCCCCCUUAUCUGGGUCUUGACCCUCGGUGGUAUCGCAGCGAACGAUGCCCCCGAGCGUGCCUGGUUCGCCUCUGCUCUAGGAGAUGUAGCCCGCAGGACUGGUUUGAAUUCAUGGGCCAGCAUCAAAUCCAUCAUCGGAUCCAUGUUAUGGUACGACGCUGCCUGCGAUCUUGCUGCAGAGACUCUCUGGCAUGAGAACGCUAGCAGGUAUACCUUUGUCAUGGGGUGA